Schistosoma curassoni is the source of this 1734-nucleotide messenger RNA. Lineage: Eukaryota; Metazoa; Platyhelminthes; Trematoda; Strigeidida; Schistosomatidae. The record is from the annotation of a GenBank genome assembly.
AUGAAGACUGGUAAGCCUGAAUACUCAAGAGGGUGGCAAUAUACAGCAACCAAUCUUUUGGGCGAUAAAAGAGAGAGCAUGUGCAAGAAUGUUUUACUUCAGCGAUCAAUUCUAGGACGCAGUAAUACACAUUGCCUAAAAGUCCCUCCCCCACCAUUCACUUACGGAAUAAAAAAUGUAAAAACCAGUGGUGUCUCUGAUGCCCUUCACUGGAUUGAUGAUACCACAAUUCGUCAGAAGUCUAAUGACCAUAUAUAUCUAACUCGGGACUUCGUGGCACUAAACUGUGAUAGUGUAAGGCAGGGAGUGACAACAAGCAAGGAAAUGACUCACUUUAGGGCUUUACACGAUAGAUUGAGACCGAAGCAAGCGAAACGCAGAUCAAGAACGGAGUCACCGAAACUACAUUUGGAUGUCACUCAUGGUAUGCCUAACAAAGCCUCUACGCCAAUUCAAGAAAUCCUUUCAAACAAAUAUCAAAAAGACUGGAUUGAUGCACAGAUGAGGAAAUCAGACAAAAUAGAAGCAAAAUUAGUUGGACUAACGAGCAUGUCCAGAAGAGUUAACCAUCCUGACACAGAUGCGAUGGUUAAAAGAAAUUGCAUGAGGAAAAACAAAGAAGAGAGCUUCUGGAAGUUGAAGAGGUUUGAACAAAAUACAAUCUACUUGAACUGAUAUAUACAUGUGGCUAGUAAGACAAGAAGAAUUAAACAAACAUGUACAGGAGCACCCCACAAAUCGUAAUAAUUCUAAGUGAACUCAAUAAGCCAAUGGCAUUCGACAAACUAUUGCGAAAAAAUUGAGAUUUAAUACUUAGUGAUGUACGAUUAAAACUAAAUCCUCACCAGCCAAAAGGAUUGGGUAACUAGUUUGUGAAAAUAUGUUGACAAAUCGAUAUCCCUUUGACAAAAUCAACCAACUGCCAUUCUUAUUCAGCAAAAUAUCUCCAAUAUUGACUAAUAUAUUUGUUUAAAACAGUAUAGGGACGUUGGACACUCAAUAAUACAGGUUAGUGGGAUAACCGUGAUUACCGACCGGAGAUGCAUCAAAUCUCAUCUAGAUUUAAAGUCUCAAUACCGUUACAUACUUUUCAUCACAAGAAUUCAUUCACUUAAUUUAAACAAUAUUCCUUGUACUUAGCAUCCUUAGUAUUAGUGAUGAUACUAUGAUUUAGACUUGUUUGCAAUGCAUUUUGUGAAUAUCACAUCGGUGUUGGAUAAUUGGGGUUGGUGUACAAUCAUCCCGGGUCCUAAGUUUAUUCCGAAUGAGUAAUGACUAAAUUAUUUUAAUCUAUAUUGUUUAAACACAACCACUUCUGUAUUUUAAUUUUAGGCUGUCGGGCGGAUAAACACAUUUAGAAACGAAGAAUGUCGAAGACUUGCAUUUGAAAAAGAUAAAAGCAGUAAGAUAUCACGAAUCGGAUUACAUGGUCAUGGAAUCCAACGUACAGGAGAAUGUGUAUAAAAACCUUUUGUCUUUAUGCUGCAGAACUACGAAAAAAACAUGUUUAUUAGGAAACAGCCCAAAGUAAACUAGAAAUCUGCAGCAAAGUUGUUUACCUUGAAAACAACAACUUCAUUAUUUAAUUAUCAGUUUUCAAAGCAUUUUGGUGGUACGAUAAGAAUAAAAGGGCCGCAUUCUGUGUAAAUAAGGGUCGAGAUAGUGCAUCUCACCAAAAUAUUGUCUAUGUUGUAGUGAAACUAAACUAAAUGCAAAUGAACCUUUAAAAUGUGA